GGUAAAAUCUCAUAUUUUCCUCUUCUCUCGACGACAACUACCUUAGGGUUAGGUUUAUUUUUCUCGCUUAUUCUCUCUUACUCUCUUUUUUUUUUUUCCCUAAUCCGAUUUCGAUUUGUCUUCUCCGAUUCGCUCUUCAUUCGAUCUCUCUAGACUUUAGGAUUAUUGAUUUCUGCUUUCGAUUCGGAUCUGUACUUAGACAUGGAUGUUCGUAAGAGAGGACGGCCUGAAGCUGGCUCAUUCAACUCCAAUGGCGGCGGAUUCAAGAAGUCUAAGCAAGAGAUGGAAUCAUAUUCAUCAACUGGUUUAGGAAGCAAAUCGAAGCCAUGCACAAAAUUUUUCAGCACUUCUGGCUGUCCUUUUGGAGAGAAUUGCCAUUUCUUGCAUUAUGUUCCCGGAGGAUACAAUGCUGUAUCGCAGUUGACAAAUAUGGGACCACCCAUGCCUCAAGCUCCCAGAAACAUGGGUGGUGGAGGGCGAUUCUCAGGGAGAGGAGAUUCUGGGCCUGGCCAUGUCUCUAGCUUUGGUGCCUCAGCAACAGCCAAAAUCAGUGUUGAUGCCUCUUUAGCCGGUGCAAUCAUUGGAAAAGGUGGAGUCAGUUCAAAGCAGAUAUGUCGUCAGACGGGGGCAAAGUUAUCAAUUCAAGAUCAUGAGAGAGAUCCGAACCUGAAGAACAUUGAGCUUGAAGGAUCAUUUGAGCAGAUAAACGAAGCGAGUGCAAUGGUAAGAGAGUUGAUUGGGAGGCUUAAUUCAGCAGCUAAGAAACCACCUGGUGGUGGAGGUGGCGGUGGCGGCAUGGGUUCAGAAGGGAAACCACAUCCAGGGAGCAACUACAAGACAAAGAUCUGUGAGAGAUUCUCUAAAGGAAGCUGUACAUUUGGUGAUAGAUGUCACUUUGCUCAUGGUGAAGCAGAACUACGCAGGUCAGGGAUCGCCUAGGGUGUUGCUUGCGUUAGAGAAUUUCCUGGCAAAACAAGUCUCCUCUUUCGUGGUGGUGAUAUCUGAUAUCAUCUUCACCUACUCUGUUUUUGUUGGUUAUGAGAAUACAAUGUUAGUUUGAUGAUCAUUGUAAGUUUUUUUUUUUUAUCUUUCUAUUUGGUGUUUUUUUUAGAGAUUAGUUUUGUUGGUUAAAAUGAUCUGAGUUUGAAUUGAGAUGGGGGAGGCAUGGAGAGAUUGAUUGACAAGACUUAGAAACAGUGGUUAGGAUUGUAUGACGCCUUUAAUUCAUAUUCUUGUUUUCUCUGCUA
This is a messenger RNA of Camelina sativa (false flax), 1247 nucleotides long. Its product is annotated as zinc finger CCCH domain-containing protein 36. NCBI's taxonomy places the organism in Eukaryota, Viridiplantae, Streptophyta, Magnoliopsida, Brassicales, Brassicaceae. The record is from RefSeq and is a predicted model, not a curated record. Gene Ontology annotation, molecular function: mRNA binding; metal ion binding.